Molecule: messenger RNA, 3256 nt
Organism: Solea senegalensis (Senegalese sole)
Lineage: Eukaryota; Metazoa; Chordata; Actinopteri; Pleuronectiformes; Soleidae
Exons: 7
Coding region: 101-3256 (1051 amino acids)
Cellular component (GO): cytoplasm
Molecular function (GO): guanyl-nucleotide exchange factor activity
Source: RefSeq, a predicted model, not a curated record
AGUUGGACAGAGUUUGCUCCGCUUUGCCACUUCACAGAAACCCCGGGUGUAUGGCGGCAGCGUCGGUGUCAGAGAUGUUGCAGAUGUUCGCUUCGCCAUCAUGAACACAGACUACACCAAGCCUUCUGUAGCUCCAAAGACGAGAUUUGUUUGUCACGCUAACCUGAAGCUGCCCUCCCCUCUCAUGUCUGCAGCCAGGCGGACAAAACCGUCUAUCUCUCCCAAACCAAAAGUCACACUAGAACUUAAUGGCAGCCAGGGACGAUGCACCAACAACACCCUACUGACUUCAGACGGAGAGUUUGAUGACGACCAAGAGACAGAGGAUGGUCUAAACAAAGGGAUUACAGCAGAGGAGCAAUGUAGCACCUCCAUCCUAAAAUCACAGAAUGUGUCACAGGGAUUGGAGGACGGAAAGGUGACAGAGGAGGAAAAGGAAAUGCAAGAAGAUAUGAUUCAGAAGAUGGAUGAGGACUGGAGAUUAUCUGACCGUACUUUGACAGUGGAGGGGGACUCCCUAGAAACACUAUGGGUCAGUGCUGAACUCACUAACUCGAAGGAAGCGGUGGAGAUGAUGGAUACGGACCUCACGGAGAAUAUGGACACUGAAGGUUUUGAUGCGGGUGAGGCGCUGGCUGACACAGAUGGCCUCUCAGUGGGAGAUAUUUCUUUUAAUAGCAUUGAUGAGGAGGCAGGUGGCCCCUCUGCUGAAAGACGAGACAUGAAGAAAAGACUGGAAAUGCACCAAAUCAAGGAGGAUGAAGCCAGUGACUGUACAGCAGAUGACUUAACAGAGUCUCUCAUAGAUGACGCUGAUGUCCUCAUCAAUGACAACAGGAAGGACUCUAAUUCAAAACAGGUUUUUCCAUCAGGAGGAGAGGAGAACGAGGAGGAAACUGUUUCAAAUUGUGGCAUCACUUGUAACAUCCUGAAGUUGAGAUGUGGCUGUAAAAUGAAGGAAAAGGGUGAACGCCUACAGAACAUUAGCUUUUAUGACUCUGUCGCUGAAGACCAGAAACAUUUCUGUGAUGCAACUAGGGGACAUAUUGUCAUAGAGAAUGAUCCAAUUCAUGAGCCUUAUUACGUCUCCUCGGAUGACAUUAUUAAAACAGACACGACGCCAAGAAAUAACAAAGCUGAUGGACUGUCAGAUAGUCCACAAACACCACAGACUCAUAUGUCUGUGAAUGGCAGUGUUGUGUCUGCUGGGAACAACAAGGAAACAGCAGAACAUGGACAAAUAGAGUUUGCGUCUUCUGAGGAUUACGUCAAGAUUGUUAACAGUGGUGGAUUCAUUCGCAACAACAGGGAUGAAAACAAGGUAAGAGGAUGUCACAAAUGGCCAUCUUUCAAAAGUGAGGAGCACAAGGUUCAUACAGCAGAGGCCCUGUUGAAUGAUUUUGACUGCCAGCCGAGAUUCAGGCUGGUAUCAAUAUCUGUGCCGUCAGACACUGACACCUCGCUGACAUCUUCUCUCUCAGAAAGCCAGCUGCUUUCCCCAAAUGACUCGGACAUCUUUAGAGAAGACGAUGACCUGGAGGGUUACAUAGUGCCACUGAUGGAUGACACCACUGAUACGGACCAGGACAUCGGUGAUGAGCCUGUUUAUGAGGAGCCCAGAAACUGUUCAAAGGGUGCAAACAGGAAAACCACGGGGAUGCAAUCUCGCUCACUGUCACACUGCAUUAAUAACAAUGUGGCUGAGAUGGGAGUGCAGUUUGUUCAGAGCCCCUACAUGAGUGGAUUUGGACAACCUGCUCUUAGCAGCAGCCCUAUGUUGAACUCAGUGCGAAACAAGAGCUACUCCAAACCGCACUAUCUGUCCUUGUAUCCCCGCUCUCUCUCCAUGGAGGCACAAGAUAAGCCUCUGUGUGUUUACAGAGAAGGGCACGAAUCUCACUGGCAGAGAGAGGCCUCUUGUUCAUCUGGAAGCUUUUCCAGGGGCUCACCUUUGUCCACUCCAACUUCUGUGGUUGAUAUUCCUCCCCCAUUUGAGCUGGCCUACAUAACCAAGAAGCCCAUCACAAAGAGUUCUCCCUCAUUGCUCAUUACAAGUGACUCACCUGAGAAAAACAGGAAAAAGAAGUCCUCCCUGAAGCACUUCCUGAUGCUUAAGUUUAGGCGUAAAACGGAGAACAAGUCCACAGUGGAUGUCAAUCCAUCCUCCUCCAAGUCCUCAUCAGAGUCCAGCCCCAAAACACAGAACAGACUGCUGGAUUUAGAUAGCCACAGCUUAAGUAGCUCCCCACAGCUCAUCUCACGCUCAGCUAGUAAACUUCAAGCUUCACCUGAGCCAGCCUCCUCGUUCUUGUUUUACAAAGAAAGCAAAAGAAAAGGGGGUUCUGUGGCAUUCCUCAAUCGAAGUGUUAUCCGAGUGGAGUCCUUUGAGGAUCGCACGCGGGUGCCUUUCAUACCUCUCCCCCUGACCAAACCUCGUUCCAUCUCCUUUCCUAACACGAAUACAUCAGACUAUGAGAACGUUCCCGCCAUCAGCUCAGACUAUGAAAAUGUCCAAGUGCCCCAGCGGAGGCCAAUUCCACAAGGACCGUUACCAAACUUCUUUGACCGACCCAGUCGAGUGCUGUCAUCUGCCAAUGACACAGACGGUUAUGUGGACAUGAGCAGCCUCCCUGGUUUCAAAGGCAGAAUUCAGUCUGCUGAAGAUGAAACAGAAAGUGCCUAUACAGAAGCGUACAACGUGUGUUCGCUGGCUGUGAGUCCACUGGCCGGUUCAGUGGGUGAAGUCAGGGGAGAGAUGACACGUGAGGAAGACCAGGCACGCACCUCUGAUGAGGAAGACGGAGUUGCACACAGCACUUAUAACAGACAGCCUGAUGGCCGGUCCAGAGCCUUUUACGUUGCAAAAGAACUGGUGGAUACAGAGAGAUUACACGUGAAAGCCCUAAAGCUUCUUCAGGAAGACUUUCGGGAGGCAGUGGGGGCAGCUGUCGGGGACGAGGGGGAACCCGUGUUGGAAGAGGAGCGACUGCGAGAGAUUCUGAACGAGCUGCCUGAUGUUUACACCCUGCACCGUAGAAUCCUCACAGAGCUGGAGAAUCGACUCAGACACUGGGAGGAGAGCCAGAAGAUUGCUGAUAUCUUCCUGACCAGAAAACCUGAAUUCUUGGUUUUUACCACCUACAUCGGCCAUUAUGACCGGAGUAUGAACCUGCUGGAGGAGAGCUGCCGGACUUCACCUGGCUUUGCAGCGAUUGUUCACCAGUUUGAGGUCAGACCUGCAGCCUCUCUUCUCUAA